AUGGUCAACCUGCUGGGAAACUUGGCUAGGCGUAUGCAAAUAUCAGACCCUGCUUUACUUCUUGCUGAAUCCUGCUAUCUGCUUUCCGGACCCCCGAUCCUCUUGAUCGCUGACCAAGCCCGACCCUUACCAGCUAUCCGCUUUUGUCUCACGAUCUUACUGGAAUGACAUGGCUCUCUUUUUGGCCGGAAAUGGGCGUCCCACAUUACGUAUAGAAAUUCACAACAACUGUAUCUGCUCCUCAUUAAGUCAAUAACCAUAAAGUCUGGCAUAGCAUCCGUGCUUUUACCCGGCCCGGAAUGUUAUCCUUCAAGCAGAUUCUCUUAUAGCGUACCCCGGUAUACUCAAGGUAUACAGGGCGGUACAUCAGAUCCCUCUCAUAUACUACUCAUCUGGCCAUCUGUGUCUCUCUCCAACGGCCGCCCG
Molecule: messenger RNA, 426 nt
Organism: Periconia digitata
Lineage: Eukaryota; Fungi; Ascomycota; Dothideomycetes; Pleosporales; Periconiaceae
Source: the annotation of a GenBank genome assembly